ACUAAGGUGCUGGUAUACCAGUAAUCCACUGUAGCAAACAGUCCACGCUACUUUCCUUUCAUUGUGGGACGGUCAGUCUCCUUUACGUUCACCUUAGCGCUUUGGUGAUACAAAAGCAGUUGCAUACUGAGACAGCCACGAAUGUGUCUCCACCCAUGCCUUUCAGGAUUGAUUUGCAUGCCUUUCGCCAAGAAUCUUCUCCAAUCUGUGCUGAUCGCAAGGCGGCAUCUCAGUCACCCACCUAUCCUAACUAUACUUGCGAUCAUGUAAUGCGACCGCGAUCUAGACGGACUCGACUUACUAGCAGUGGGCACGCGGCGGAUACAAACCUCAACGUUCAGAAUGAGUGUGGGUCAUUUCGUACUCGGCGUGCCAGCAACUUACAAAAUAAAAGUAUAUCUCUAUCACAACAAUCUAAGUCUCAUCUGAAAUCGACUUCACCCACUUCUGUACUCGAUUCUUAUGCUUCUGAACGGGACACGACAAGUCGCGUGGAGCAACUUGAAGAUGACAACUCGUUCUCCUCCAGUGUAUUCUCAGAGCACAUGGCUCAUCCAGACCUCCCGCUCGUCUUAGACGCGGUAGCCAAUGACUCAGGGAAGUCCUGUGGGGACGAUAUUCUUUCUUCCGAGCACACGCUUUUAAAUGUUGGAGCUGAUGGGGAUGAUAAUACUAAUGGUUUGGUCACAGGUCAGCUCUCCUCUGACAUAAAAGCAGACGUCACUGGCAUGCUAAUUCAUGAAGAUAGUGGCGUCUCGACGCCAAUGCUAGUCGCCGCAGAUGACUGUGUCAGUUCCGAGGGUGAAGAAGACAACAAUGGAAGGGAGCGGAGUUUGAUGCUGUCUCCGGGUACGUUUCGUUUGGGUGCCAGACCGGAAGUAAGUAGCAAUCUGGCUUCUGACUCGGAACCAUGUUUGCUAACCGCUUCUUGUGUCCCAAGCAGUAUGGGACUCAACACUGGUUUAACCGAACCAAGUUCUUUUGACCACAUUUCCGCUGUGCCGAACCUUAAUGUUCCCAGAGUCGACGGUGGGUCUGGGGUGUACUCAAAUUCUAUGUGCACACAACAUAACCUCUCCUGCCAAAACAGAACUACUGAACAAGUCGCAUCGGUGUGUUCCCUUAAGUUCCGGAGUCAUGGUCAGGCGCUUACGUGUGCUACACGUGUGAUCACAAGAUCACAAACGGCGGAGCUAUUCAGGAGUGGAACACCGGCCCUUACACAUUUCAGCUCAGCUCGUACUGGUGAUACCAGAAUUUGCGACAACGAACCGCGUUGCGAUAUCGCUACCACAUGUCUUUCUGCGGUCCCCCAAGCCGGUUGCGGAAGUAGCUUUGACUCAUUGACUUUAUCCUCACAAUGUAAUAACCACUACACCAAACGGGGACGCGACAAACCGUUACUGGCCAAUUGCAUUGUUCAUUUGGCUCCAAUCUCGAAACAAAAUGAAUUGACGGCCUCGAAUCUGGAUCAGCACGUUUCCAAGUGUCACUGCAGUUCUGAUUCGCCUAUUCCCGCUCCCAAAUGGGAUUUUGUGACCAAGGAAGAGGCGCCCUGUCCUGUCAUACCAAUUUCAAGUGAUGCUACUGUUCUUCAACCAGGAGUGUCUACCGGCUCAGUGUCACCACGUCGCAUCAAUGCAGACAGGUCUGGCUUUCCAGCACGUAACUCUGCCCCGUAUGGGACUCUGGUUUUCGAAUCGGAGACUGUACAUGCUGGUCACCCGUAUCUGCUGCGGUCCCGGCUGAGGCGAGAGUACCUACGGCGUGAAUGGCUCGCAGCUCGUGCUUCACCGAAAUCGUUCAAUCAACUCCCAACGGAAGUGCUUCUUCGGAUCGUACAUUACUUGUGUAUUCAGGAUUUGUUCCGUUUGCAAUUAGUCAGUAGCCGAUUCAAGGCCCUCGUCGAACGUUAUCUCCUUCUGGUCAAACGCAUCAACUUCAGCAACGGGCUUCCUUUCGCCUUUUUACCCUCUUCAAUCAACGAUUCUGUGCUUAGGCGCAUACUUUCUCACACUCCUGAGGUAACGCACAUUCUCGGUUUCUACCCCAAAACCAUAACCGGCUCCCAUCCGUUGGAAUUCCACAGUCUAGGCAACAAUCGCACCGCUUCUCCCACUUCACUCACUUACGCUGGGAUUGUCUCAGCUUUUCGGCUGUGCCCCAAGCUGCGUUCAGUAGAGUUGAUGGAUGUGGAGUUGAUGAGCAAGUUAGUUCACUACUUGCCUCGCAUAAAAUUUCAUGGCAUGUUCCGCAAUCGGCCCGAUUCUUGGGACUGCGAAUACGCUGUACCCUUGCCCAUCGAAACCAAGCACGAAGUGGCUACGGAGCUUGUGCAUCCGCGGACUCUCACGAAUGACCUCACAGCAUCCUCAUCCGAAGCAACUGGGUGCUUAAUACAAUCGCCAACGCUUGCAGGUCAUCUGAGUUCCUUAUUCUGUUGUGUUACGGCUAUUGCAGAAGCCAUUACCAGUGGUACGAAUUUUAAAUCCCGUAAAGUUCUAGAUGGAUUAACUUUCAAAUGUCUACGUGGAAGGCGUCCCUCUUCGCUUGGACUCAGCUCCGGAGCCACUUUUUCCAAGAACUCUUCUGGCUUCUCUUCACUUCAGGCAUCAACUUUACUGGCGCACCAGUGGUCAAUGGAGUAUGCCGAUUUGGCUGCUUGGUUGGACCUCGUGGGAGAAUUUCCAGUUGGACAUGGUUCUCCAUCAACCGUUCCUCACUUCUUACCCUGUGUGUCGAAUGGGAGCUUGUCACCUUGGUUAGAAGAUGCUUUUCAACAAGCGGGUUUCAGUUCAUCUCGGAGUCUGAUGAUUGCACCAUUUCUUCAACCUGGUUUGCCUCCAGUGGAAGCUGAACUAAUCGCUGCUCCUUUGUCUCAGUACAUGGUUACAGAGGCCCCAGUCACAGGGACUGCAGAUAAUCCUGCACUCCCCUUAUUGGGUUUCGCUUUCGGUGCAUUGUUCGUUUCUCCCGACUUAGUCGGUCAGGGCUUGGGGGCUCCCUUCUUACUUUCUCCACAGAGCGCCGGUACAAAUGAUCCUGCGUUAGUUAAUCAGUCUCUUGACAACUGCCUUCCAAAUGUUCAUCCAAAUGGACGUGGCCCUUCUAUGUCUGCUGCGUCGCCACACUCAAAUCAAGCUGCGCGUGUUCGGCAGAUAGAGCCACCACAACCUAUCCGGAUCCAACCAAACGACCCCGGCCAAGCUUAUUCUCCCAAUGGCCGACGACAGCCAGUGGCCCAAUACACUCGACACACCGCACGUCCAUGGUUCGCCUCUCCUUUACCCUGGCAUUCCGUUUGUAUCGGGUUGCCUUUCGCCAUCGCUAACCUGACAAAACUGGAUCUAGUCUCUGUUACCAUAAGUGCUCUUCCUCGUAUGGAUAAUAUCAAAUACUUGCAUUUGAAGUGGGUUAUGUUUACGGCGGGCGAUCCAUUUUUCAACUUUUCCGCGCCGAAAUUACAGUCCUUUGUCAUGAACAACUGUAUUGGACCAUCAAGAGUCGUCCGUUUUGUGCGAAUUUUUUCUGCAUUGGCUGGGGCACCUCAGCUGACUCGCCUUGAACUCAUUGGCGUGCGUUUCCUCGAUGGGCUUUUAGUUCGCCUAAUCGAUGUCCCGCUUCUUCCUGGGCGAGCUUUCCGCAAUUUACAACGGUUGGUGCUCUCAAGCAACAAGGAAGCAACCGAAUUUGACGUUGGGUUGUUGCUUUUGGCUGGCCAACAAUCUUUAAAUCACGUGGCGUUGCAGGUAGCACACACACGUGAUUCACUGUUUCAGUCCCUGGCGUGUGCUCAGGCUAGGUUUCCUCGUUUGGAAAACCUGAUUCUCGGUUAUCAGGAUCCAUACCAGUCACGCUUGACAGUCUCGGAGUUGACAUGUCUUGGUAUUGGUGACUCUCCCGAUCAUCUUAUGCCUUUGUGUUACCUUAACGACCACGGCCUUGCCCUGGUAUUUGACUUGUGUCCGAGAUUGGUCAAUCUUUCCAUACGGCAUUCACCGUAUCUGUCGUCGAUUGCCGCCUGGUGCAGCCCUUCUAGGCCUAGUAAUUCCGGAUCCCGCGACGAUCUUGUGUCAUCUUCUCAGAGGACAGAAGACGACUCUACAUCUACCACUUCGGCCUCACGAAACCAAGUUGAUGAAGCGUCCGGUAACAGGCCUGCUACUUCCGGUAGUCAAACUGCUUCGAAACCUAUCUCUCACUCAGUGUUACCUUUACGGUCGCUCACAUUGGAGAACUGUCCUGGAAUCUCUGUGGAGAGCAUUGAAGAAGCCAUCAGCACAGUAACACCAUUUCCCUGUUUGGAAACUCUGGUUCUGAGGGAUAUGUUUGUGCAGCGUUCAGGAUCUCGUUCAGCCUUAUUGCCAAGGCCGUCUUGGAGCGAGCGUUUGAUUGACGAAGAAAUGGUUGGUGUUGUUUCCUCUUCUCCUAACGAAUUACCAAUUGACGAAAUCGACUGGCGCAAACUCAGUCAUUUACAAGCUCUUUCCGAUCUCCUUGCUGUCCGACGACUAGGACCCUCGCCAGUUUGCCCCGAAGGUGUUGGCUUGGCUUCCUCCGCGAGGGAAGUGACCACAGCAGCUCCUCCUGCUGGUGCCAGGGCGAUUGAUAUGCCCAUAAAACAGUUUGACUUGUUUCAUGCCCUGCGAAUCCACCAUUAUCUCAACAGUCUCCUUGAAUUGGACGGCUCUUGUGGCCCUCGAUCCGUUGGCGUGAACCGAAUUAGGAACGCAUUGUUCCGUGAAACUGGAAACCACUGCUCAUCUGGGGAAUCCGUUUGUUCCGCUGACCCUCUCAAUGUUAAUACUGAAUUUGUUUCCCAGUCAACGCAAACCUGUAUAUGUGGGAUACUAGAGUGGAACCUAUUUCAGUGCGUUUCUUCCUCCCAUUCUGUGCCUUCCUCUUUUGCAAACAGUCCUCCGUUCCGACAUCAACAGCGUAGUCCAUCGGCUCAGUCGUAUGCGAUCAUUGGACCUCCUGGUUCGCAUAAAGCACAUCCUUCAGCAUCUGUCCCCUGCUUUUCCUCAUCUCCACAUUCUCGAUUCACUCCUGCCUCUACCAGUCAACAGCGACAGCAGCUGGGCGGACCUCUUGCUUUCCACCCAUUCCCUCCCUCCGUUCAGCAUCAUGAUUUGCACAAACUCAUCACAUGCUCAAGUUGGGCCAAACAAGUAGCUCGUCAUCCUGCCAUAUCUAGUCUUUCUUCUUCUCCCUCCCUUAUUCACGUGGACUCGGGUGAAUGUCUCGGCUGUGCCUCCGAUCCUUUGCUUCAUCGUAGCGACUCCCUACAGGUCUCUGCUCGUCACCAGGAAACAGCUCUGGAGCACCGAACUCGCACUUGGCUGGCGCGCGAUGCAACUGUGGACACUGCGGAGCUUCGCUGCCACACCGCUUCUUCUCAACCCCUGGUGCUCACUAUCUAUCAACCUCCGUUCGCCUGUCAUAGCAAUUUAACCUCCAUUCAUUUCGAGAAGGUUGGUAUUUCUCAUCUGGUCCUUAGCGGUGCUCCACAUUUGAAGAACAUAACUUUGGAAAACUGCCCCCAGUUGCAAGCGAUCUUGUUCAACCAUUGGCACACAACCUCCGAAGGGGAUACGCGGACGCAUCCCCACAGUGUGCCAUCGUUGCGUCGAAUAAGAGUGAUCCGAUGUCCCAAGUUCGCCAUCUUCCACUUGCUACAUGCUGUGUCUGCUCUGUAUCCGGCACACGAUGAAAAUAUCUCCAUUACUUACCGGCCCUUCGGUCGAUACAAUGAACAAGUUGAACGCGCGCUAUGGUUGCGAGCACAUCAUGCUCACGUUUUGGUCUCACACGACUACAAACAGCACGAGAGCGAACGACAAAUGGAAGAAUUCCAUUCCACAUUUGAUCAGCUGUUUCGGGAGGUUAUCAAUUUUGCUGAUAUGCUCAUGCGGCGCGAACUGCUGUCUCCUCACCCGAAACCGUCCACAACUUAUCCAGUCCCAUCCAACUUUCGCAGAUCCGAGCAUGGUGUUGGGUGGAAUCUGGUGACAGACAUUCCUUGGAUCCAUGAAAUCUGUUGUUCGCUCUUACGCAACACUGAAACACGGCGGUCAGAUCAAGCAGAUCAGUUUUAUGAAGUCCUGUCAGAGAUUCAAGCUGCACCGAGAAGCGUUAAACUUCAACGACGGGGUAUCCACCUACAUGUUCAAUAUCGUGAUGUUCAUGAUCCCUUCAGCGCCAAUUCUACUGCAGACUGCGCUGUGCUACCCUCGUACCAUAACUGGGACUAUUCUGAACAGUACUUGAUGACUACGCUCCCGUUGGUCGACCUUAAUGCCUGGGGUGAUGGCUUCGAUGAACUGGUUAUUUCUUCUUUACCACCAUUACCGAAAGUGGUUUCUAGUCUGGACUCACCGGAGCCCACGUCAUGGCAACAACUUUUGUUGCGUCAAGAAGAGAUUGAUAUCGAUACCACGAGCACACGUUUUCCCGUUCAAACCAUGGUGCGAUUCCGCCAUCGCGAGUUCACUUCCAGACCUGUGCUACGGAAACAACGCUAUCAUGCUCGCAGAACUGAUGUGCGCGAGGAACAAGCGACAAAAAAAGCGAAACUCGAGCAACACCUUACUUCAUUGUAUCCUUACGGCAGUCCAACUUCGUCCAUUCAACGGUUCUGUGCGCCAUGUCCCGCUGGCACACGAAAGCGAACAUCCGUCGCCUCUACCUUGGGCCACACGCUUGAGAAGAAGCCAAGAACGCACACUCCUUGACAUUUUCCUGAUAUUAAUUCACUCGCAAAACACGUCUACGUUCAGUAUACUCCGAUUCCUGGUUCUACCUUCUCAGUCCCGCCGCAAAUUGACUUGUGGCUCCUACUUCUAUUCACGUGCUCGUGAUACCGUUUUCCUGCAUUCAUCUUGACCGGGAUCAAUGGCUUCUCAAACUGUGGUCAUUCUCUAACCAAUUUUUUGUGAUGUUCCCUCUCCACCUUUUGUUAACCCACUAGUUCACAUCUUGCGGAGCACUUGUAUACACAGUGAUUCCUUCACGGCGUUUUCCCUAGAUUUUCCAGCAUGUCAAAGAUUUCUCAUUCCAAUCGCCUGCUGACUAAUUCCACUUGUGUCGAAAGAGUGCCUUUUAUGGUUGAUGUUUGCUCUCUUCAUCGAAAACCGUACCGGUUGCUCUUAUUCAAUACAUCAUAACUCACUUGAGAGUCUCGCUUUUCUGUCGGCAUACACUCGUUUGAACCUUUUAUCUGUUUCAAUUUUGUCAUUAGUAUGUCUCUUCCCUCGCUUCUCCCUCACCCAAAUGUAUGUAGGUCUGUGAUAAUUAUUCAGGUGUUAAGGCAGCACAUUGACCUCGCUCUUGUGCUCGUGAGUUUUUGUGACCACUUUCUAAUCUUAACCGAUCUGUGUGUAUGUCUGUCUAUUUAGUCCUUUACCCACGUGUUUCUUUGUGUGUCGGCAAGUGUGUUCUUGUCUGUCAGCCUUCGAUUUCUCACUUGCGCUACUCGGUUGAUGUCUGCCCCCCCCCUAGUGUAUAAAUUACGUUUUAUCUUCAAUCCUCUUCUUCGCAAGCAAUUUCCAGUCUAUCUGACCAUUUUGUCAUCAUGGAUUACAUGUGCGAGGAUAUUUCCAGUCCCCCUAUUCACUUUUCUUCGCAAAGAACACUUCAUGGCCUUUAUCAGUCGGCUUAAACUUACUCGUUCCUGUAUUCUGGCCAUAUUUUGCAGUUCGCAGGUCUUCCAUCUGCUUUCCUAGUUGCUUUAUCCGCAUAGCAUAUCCGCUUUGUGUGUUCCCAGCCACGCUGCGCACGCACGCACCCCCGCAUACAUUGUUUGCCCACGAAUGGUUCAUAUCAAUGUCGCUUAUCUUAUCUGGUCCUCCUAGUGAAAUAACACUGCACGGUCUCGUGUUUCUGAC
Messenger RNA from Dicrocoelium dendriticum, 7886 nucleotides. Lineage: Eukaryota; Metazoa; Platyhelminthes; Trematoda; Plagiorchiida; Dicrocoeliidae. The record is from the annotation of a GenBank genome assembly.